AUGCGUCGUAAUAUUAAACGCAGUUUAACUGGACUGGACAUAUUCUCAUUUUGUGAUUCUUCGCCAUCCCCUGUGAGACGAAAAUUAGAGUUACAAACUGCAGAAUCAAAUACUUGUACGCCAUCCCAUAUCCAACAAGAAUCAAUUUCUUUGUACGAGAAAAAAACCAACUACGAUCAUGCUAGCAGUUUAAAUACGUUUGUGUUUGAUGAAAGGGAUCUCAUAGAGAGUGAUAGUGAUAGUGGCAGCGACAAUGAUGAGGAAGAGACACAACAGAAAUCGACUAGCAGUUCAUAUGCUAAACGACAAGAAAGCUCGUCACUAAACUGGUUAAAGAUUAGGUCCUACCUGCGUGAUGCUGUAAUUGAGUCAGAAUGCAUUCCAGUUGGCCAAAUAUGUAAUAACUGUAAUGUUGAAAGUGCAAAUUUCAGAUGUUUAAGAUGUGGAAUUGGAAAUUUCUUUUGUGAGACUUGUGUUGCGUCAAUCCAUAGCAAUGUAUGUAUCUUCCACGUUAUUGAGCAGUGGAAGGAUGGAAUGUUUUUGCCCAGCCCGAUUAUUGAUAGAGUUAUUAAUCCUCGUCCUUGGCACCAAUGUCCAUGCAUGGAAACAAAGCUGAUCACUGCAAUCUGUGACAAUGGUCGAAGGCAUGAGCUUCAUGUCACAACCUGUCCAUGUGAGGCCUUUCCUGUUUCAUUGGCAAGGAUUAGACUUUGGCCUACAAGCUCCAAACAGCCAAGAUUUGCAGUAUCCUUCGAUCUUCUAGACUGGAUGGAGGCCUUGCUUUUGGAAUGCCAGGUCUCAGUUAGUGACUUCUGCAAAGCACUAGAUGUUAAAAUGCCAAAAUACGUAAUUAAAAAAGAUCUAUAUCCUGUUAUCAUUGACUGUUUUGAAGAAUAUCGCUUUAUGAAACAUGAGUUACGGACACUUCAGCAUAUUUGUCCAGACAGAGACUAUGGAAAUGUUUGCCCAGCUUGUCCUGUGGAUGAUGGUGUUAUCAUUGAAUCAUUUGAUGCUUCUUUUGGACUUCCUCGGAAAAAGGCGUCUGGUUCGAGCACUCGAAAACCUUUGCACGGAAAUUUUAUAUUUUCAUCGCAGGAAGAUAUUGACAAAUUUGUUGAGGAAUAUCCAACGCAACCAAUAUCACAGAAGGAUUGCAGUGAUUUUAACGCGGGUGAUGCACUACGAUCAAAAUCGAAAUUUAAAGCACUUGACGAGACAGGUGUUUUUGGACGAGCUUGUAGGCAUGGCUUUCCUAAACAGUUUAUAAAUCUAAAACAUGGUGAAAGGAUAGCUUAUUCUGUUUGGAUGUUGAAGGACAUGCUCGAAAAAGCACCAGAUGGGAAUUUCGACAUCAAAGUGAUGUACGAUAUUGGAUGUGUGCUGGCCAAACAUUUACGGGCGUCGGGUCAAACGGACUUGCUUUCAAAGGUUUCGUUAGCUGUACCCGCUUUUCAUGUAUAUGGGCACAAGGCUACUUGUCAGCUUGAAUACAGCCCUAGAAGAGCCAAUGGUUUUGGACUUUCGGACGGAGAGCAAUUGGAAAGGUUAUGGUCGUAUUUACGUCGCUUUGGCAAAAUGACUAAGGAAAUGCGCCCUUCCCAUCGUAUUGACGUGCUUAGCGAUGCAAUAUUGUACUAUGGUCGUUCUUGUAAAGAUAAAUUAGUUUCAGGUUUGCUAAGAAAUUGGAAAAGGUGCGCAGAUUGCAUUGAAGCAAGCAAGAAGAACAUAGACGAGCUAUCGGUGAAAUCAAAUGUGCCCUUGUCAGAAGCUGUAAUAGAGGAGUUCACUCAGCAGGAACGUCUUCGGAUUUGUGGAAAUGAACCAACAACAAAUGAAGAAACUGAUCAUGGUUCUGAUAGCCCAGUAGAGUCUUAUGUUGAUAAAUUAAGAAUUUUUUAUACAUUGAGAAACCAUAUGUGUGCAGAUGCAUCUCUGACAGCAGACGAAUUAUCGGCCAUCACCAAGAAAAUUACGAGACUAGAUAAGGAACUCACUGUCGUAGAAAAAAAAAUGAACAUUUUAUCGCGGUGGUCACCGAAUCACGAAGAAUACCAGAAAGAACUCGAAUCGAAGAAUCGGAGAAAGUGUGGUGAAGGUUUUCAAAAAAUAAAAUCUGUGUGCGAAGAGCGUCUUUUUCUUUUGAGUUUGAAAGAAAAAUAUUCAGACGGUCACGCAUUGUCAAAACGGUUGGCAAAUCAAAUUAAAAAAACAGAAAAAGUGAUGAAGCAACUCCUGCUGGAGUAUAAGUCAUCCCGGGAACAGUUAAGUGACGAAAUGAAAGCCUCCUUCAAGGAGUUAACCCUUGACAGCGCAAAACGCCAGGAAACGUUUAGCAUGAAUGAGUGUGCUAAUGGACCUAAUGCCAUACCAUCGUGUAUGAAAUGGUAA
Dendronephthya gigantea is the source of this 2388-nucleotide messenger RNA. RefSeq lists its product as uncharacterized. The record is from RefSeq and is a predicted model, not a curated record. The transcript is spliced from 16 exons. The coding region runs from base 1 to 2388 and encodes 795 amino acids. NCBI's taxonomy places the organism in Eukaryota, Metazoa, Cnidaria, Anthozoa, Malacalcyonacea, Nephtheidae.